AAAAAGUCUCUUGUCUCUACCAGUGUGUUUGUUGCGAUGUUGUGGAAGUUGCUAGAGCCAUGCUAACUUUUAGGUUAUUUAUUUCAUGUUAAACGUUCUCAAGUUACUUUUAGAGCAUGAGCUAUGUUUCUUUAUAUUUUUUAGUUUACUCUAAAUUGUAAUAAAUCCCUUAUAUUAUAAAUAUAUAAUGGAUUCUGUUUCUAGUAAAGGGAAAAAAAGAAAGAAGGCAGGUCUUACUAAAGAUGAAGAGCUGGAAUUGGAGAGGUUGGAAGAUCUUAUAUUGGGAAGAGGCAAACAUGUCUUGAAGCAUGCUGACAACCCACCUGCAAGUGAAAAUGAAGACGUUAUUGAUAAUAGUAAGAAAAUUAAACUACCAGAAGCUGCUUGGGACGACCCAGAUGAUUCAAAUGUCAAUGUGGAAGAGGCAUUGGCUGCCCAGGGCCGUCCGAAGAUGGGAGUACCAGCCAAGGGCUCUGAUCACUAUCAAACGAUGCUCAAGAAGAGAUUUGAAAUCCGAGUCGGCAACUCAGAGUGGGCCAGACUCGACAGGAAAGUCGAACAUGAGGACAUUGAUCUGCUCCAGCGCUGUGGGAACUUCAUAGAGCAAGAGAGUGCGACAUUGUCAAAAGGCAUAUUGGAUAUAAAAAAAGUGAAAAACCUGAACAAAGCUACAGGAAGAGAGGGUCCUUACAUCAACAGUGUUCAAUUCCACCGCACCUCAACUGUGGCCUUGGUGGCUGGGACAUCAGGGAAAGCCUCCAUCUUCCAGGUUGAUGGAUCAUCCAACCCUCUGCUGCAGACUGUGAAGUUUGACAAGUUUCCUAUUCGCUGUGCUCGCUUCUCUGCAGAUGGCAACCAGUUUAUCGUUGGCUCGCAGCAUCACAGUCAUUACUUUGUGUAUGACAUGAUGGAGGGAAAGAGCAUCCGUAUACCUACCCACCACGCUACAGAACAGACCACCAUGAAGAAGUUUGAAGUGUCCCCGGAUGGCAAGUUGUUAGCAGUGUGUGGCAGGUUUGGUGACAUCCACCUCAUCAAUGCUCGUACCAAGGAGUGGAUUGGUACCCUCAAGAUGAAUGGAGAGGUGAAGGCUCUGUGCUUUAAUGCCAGUGGCUCCCAACUCUGGACUCACGGAGCCACAGGGGAGGUGUAUGUGUGGGACACUGGAAGUCGCAAAUAUCUCCACAGGUUUGCGGACGACGGAUGCCUGGAGGGUAGCAGUAUCUCUGUGUCCCCCAGUGGUCAGCUGGUAGCAUGUGGUAGCACUGCGGGGGUGGUCAAUGUGUACAACACACAGUCAGCUCUGCGAUCCACAGUACCACAGCCUGCCAAAGCAUUCAUGCACCUGGUCACUGCAGCCUCCUCCCUACAGUUCGAUCCUUCCAGUCAGCUGUUGGCCAUGGCUUCUGAUGGAAAGGAUGGUGCCUUUAAAUUGGUACACUUCCCAUCAAUGACUGUGUUCAGCAACUUCCCAGCUAAGGACAGGGAACUUCUGCUAGGAAGAGUUCAAAGUCACGACUUCUCCCCAAACAGUGGGUUCCUGGCCGUGGGAAACAGUCAACACACUGUACAGCUCUUCAGGUUGAAACACUUUGGGAACUACUAGACUUGCUGCAACUAAGACCUUGUGUCCUGAAUGUACAAAUAUAUUUUAUACAAUUUUAAA
Molecule: messenger RNA, 1666 nt
Organism: Homalodisca vitripennis (glassy-winged sharpshooter)
Lineage: Eukaryota; Metazoa; Arthropoda; Insecta; Hemiptera; Cicadellidae
Gene: wcd
Product: U3 small nucleolar RNA-associated protein 18 homolog
Exons: 9
Coding region: 188-1606 (472 amino acids)
Biological process (GO): rRNA processing
Cellular component (GO): small-subunit processome; Pwp2p-containing subcomplex of 90S preribosome
Molecular function (GO): protein binding
Source: RefSeq, a predicted model, not a curated record